CCUCGUCCAUUUGGUGGCUCGCUGUGGGGGAGGGAGAGACGUAGCAACUAGCCCGUGACUGUGUGUGUGUUUGUGUGACAGUAGCGGACGUCAUCAUGAUAUCCAUCAACUGAGUCAAAAAAUAUUUUCUUGUUCACCGUCCUGUGCCCAGUGUCUGUACAGUGAGGUUUUAUAGUAAGAUCAAACAGGCACCAUGGUUGGAUAUGGAGCUAGCGGCUCUCCUCACUGGGGAUUGCGUUUGUUAGGUCUGAGUGUUUUCGUGAUUUGCCUCUGCAGUCCUGUUUCUGCUACUGAAGGUAACGAAACUGAAGGUAACGCAACGGACAGCUUCUUUGCAACAUGCAAAGAGGGUCUCAUUCUCCCAGUAUGGUCGCCCCAGGAGGAUCUAACAAGUGGCGACCGCGUGGCUCGUGCCAUCGUCUAUUUUGUGCUGAUGAUAUGGUUCUUUAUUGGAGUGUCUAUCGUCUCCGAUCGUUUCAUGGGUUCCAUUGAAAAGAUCACUUCACAGGAGAAGGAAGUUUCAGUGAAAAGACCCAACGGUGACACGCAGAUCAUAGUAGUACAAGUAUGGAACGAGACCGUAGCCAACCUGACGCUCAUGGCGCUGGGUUCCUCUGCUCCUGAGAUCCUGUUGUCCGUUGUUGAGAUGUUCGCCACGAACUUCGAAGCUGGAGACCUCGGUCCAGGAACCAUUGUCGGUUCCGCAGCAUUCAACCUAUUUGUCAUCAUUGGUAUUUGUGUUUAUGUAAUUCCUGAUGGCGAGGCGCGAUACAUCAAACAUCUCCGAGUGUUCUUCGUUACAGCCUUCUUCUCUGUGUUCGCCUAUAUUUGGCUGUACCUCAUCCUGGCUGAAAUCUCAUACGGCAUUGUGGAGUUCUGGGAAGCGUUCCUGACCUUCCUCUUCUUCCCUAUUACCGUUCUUCUUGCUUACAUUGCUGAUCGUCGUCUUCUCUUCUACAAAUAUAUGACAAAGGAAUACCGUAUGGGUAAACGUGGCGUCAUUAUUGAAGUUGAAGGAGCUGAUACAGAGUUGGGGAAGAAGGAUGAAGGAGGACCUUUGUAUGACGAAAAUGUCGACGAGUCAGUUCGGGAGUUUGAGGAACAUCGUAAGGAAUACAUGUCUGUCAUUAGAGAACUCCGUCAAAAGCAUCCCGAAAUCCCAAUGGAAAAACUUGAAUCAAUUGCUCGCGAGGAAAUUAUUAACCGAGGUCCCAAGUCUCGUGCCUUCUACCGUAUCCAGGCCACCAGGAAGCUGACAGGUGGUGGUAACAUCAUGAAGAAAGCAAGAGAGGAAGUCAAAGUGGAAAAGGAUGAGGAAGGACUUGAGACGAAAGACGAAAACAUCAUCCGUAUUUUCUUCGAUCCUGGCCACUACACAGUUAUGGAGAACGUGGGUUCCUUUGACGUGACAGUUGCCCGCGAGGGAGGAGACCUCAACACCACUGUCCUCGUUGACUACAAAACUGAAGACGGCACUGCAAAUGCUGGUGGGGAUUACGUGGGUGCUGAAGGCACCCUGGUCUUCCUGCCCGGCGAAACCCAGAAGACGUUCAAGCUGGAAGUCAUUGACGACGAAGUUUUCGAGGAAGAUGAGCAUUUUUACGUCCGACUCUCCAACAUGCGUCUGGGCUCUCAAGACGGGACUGCAGUGACCCACACCGUUAAUGGUGAGGCUGGCCAGCCCCAGGAGCCCAUCAAGAUGGAACUAGCAGCUCCAUACGUUGCCACUGUUAUGAUCCUCGACGAUGAUCACGGUGGUAUCUUUAACGUUGGCGAGAAGGACGUAGAAAUUGUGGAGACCAUUGGUAAAUACGAGUUGAAGAUCGUCCGUUGGUCUGGUGCACGUGGCCGCGUCACUGUGCCCUACAAGACGGAGGACGGCACUGCCAAAGCCGGCAAGGACUACGAAACUGCUGAAGGCGAACUGGUCUUCGAGAACAACGAAACUGAGAAAACCAUAUCGAUCCAGAUCAUCGAGGAGGACAGCUACGAGAAGGACGUGCUCUUCUACCUGGACAUCGGCGAGCCUGUAGCUACUGGAGACGACGAACUAGGCUUCGAGUUCGCCAGCAAGGACUCUGCACUGACUGAAGAAGAGAAAAUCGCUCUCCUUGGCAAGCCUAAGCUCGGCAACUCCACUCGAACCCAAAUUAGGGUCAAGGAAAACAAGGAGUACCGGAACAUGGUGGACAAGCUGGUGAAGAAGGCUAACGCCUCCAUGCUCGUUGGCUCCUCCUCCUGGAAAGAGCAGUUUACCGAGGCAAUCACCGUACAAGCUGGCGAAGAAGGAGAUGACGACGAGGAUGAAGAAGGAGGUGAGGAGAAACUGCCCUCCUGCAUGGAUUACGUGAUGCACUUCAUCACCGUCUUUUGGAAGGUGCUCUUCGCCUUUGUGCCGCCCACUGAAUACGGCAAGGGGUAUCCCACCUUUUUUAUCUCAAUUUUUGGAGUUGGUCUUCUCACUGCCUUUAUUGGUGACAUUGCCUCACAUUUUGGCUGUACUAUUGGUCUGAAGGACUCAGUCACUGCCAUUGCUUUCGUGGCUCUUGGCACCAGUGUACCAGACACCUUCGCCUCUAAGGUGGCGGCCCAGCAGGAUCCUUAUGCUGACGCCUCUGUUGGUAACGUCACUGGCUCCAACGCUGUCAACGUCUUCCUGGGUAUUGGUAUUGCGUGGACAAUGGCAGCUAUCUAUCACAACGUUAAGGGCAGGGAAUUCGUAGUUCUACCCGGCAACUUGGCUUUCUCCGUGACGUUGUUCUGUGUGGAGGCGCUGGUAGCUAUCGCCCUCAUGAUGGCCAGACGGCACCCAAGUAUUGGCGGCGAGCUGGGCGGUCCCAGGAGGUCGAAGAUUGCAACAUCGUGCUUCUUGAUCUUCCUAUGGAUCUUCUACGUUCUCAUCUCGACUCUUGAAGCCUACAAAAUCAUCCCCUCUUUGUCUGAUUAAAUGACCAGCUGCGACUCAAGGUUCGCGGUUUGUGCCGCGGAAAUGAAGCGGUCUGCAAGCGGUCUUUGGUUUUACGUCGCGGUGUCGUGACGGGCCGGAACCAAGAGCUUGAACCCUAUUUUGUUAGUGAGGCCGGCAUUGGGCUGUAAUGGAGAGCCUGGCCACUCACCGCCAGGCGGCCCGGACACCACGACCGCGCGAGGGACUCUGACUGGCGUCGUCUACCAACAUCAAUCACCUCCACCGCUGCUGCCACCAAAAUCACUCCCGGUCACCAUCGCCCAGCAGCCGUCACCAUCGCCCAGCAGCCGUCACCAUCGCCCAGCAGCCGUCACCAUCGUCCAGCAGCCGUCACCAUCGCCCAGCAGCCGUCACCAUCGCCCAGCAGCCGUCACCAUCGCCCAGCAGCCGUCACCUACACGGCGAAGACAAGGAGGGCCGGCCGUCCCACGCCCCCCUAACAUCAGGACGCCUGGCCUCCAGUCAUUGUGACACACGAGCAUUCCUCACAUAGACCUCUGGUUUCAUCUUUGCACAAACUACAAUUUUGGCAUGGUGGUGCUCGUGUUACUGCGAUGUUUGACCACAUUUUGUGUAGCCUGUAAGGUGAUGACUCUAGUCAGAACUGGCGAUGGGUUACAGGUGUAGGACACAUCUGGAGAUGCCAGGUAUGUUGCCUUCGUCAGCUAGAGACUCGCCUGGCUACUUGUCCACACUUCUCGCAGGCUAGUAUGUUACUCCACUUCUUCCGCAACGCAGCCUGUUGCUACAAUUUUUGGCAGUCAUUCAACAAAGUCCACCCUCAUUCCUUGUAUGUUUACUUUUAAGCGUUUUUGUUUCUACAGCACAUGGAUUUUGUUUUCGUGAUUGUACUGCGUGCCAUCAUCACCUCCUCAUCCUUGUCAGAGUAAGGCAUGUGCCGGCGUUGUAAUAUGUGGCACUGGGGUAGUUUUGUCUGCCAUCGAUAUUACUACACACACACACACACACACACACACACACACACACACACACACACACACACACACACACACACACACACACACAGACACAUACACACACACACACACACACAUACACACACACACACACACACACACACACAUUGUUCCAUCACCUCUUCCCCAGCCUCUGGCUGUGUUGUGUCCCACCACCAACCUUUAUCACACUGGUGCCAUCACCACCACCACCACCACUACCACCACUACCACCACCUUAUCGCUGCCACUAUGGUUGUGAUGUGUGCCAACCACCACCACCCACCUCAUCCCUACCACCGUGGUUAUGGUGUGAAUCACUUCCAUCUCAUUCCUACCACAAUGGAUCCUUAGUCAGUUUCUAGUCAAGAAUAUAUGGAGUACAAUAAGGCUAGUCAAUGGUUUGCCUAAUUGAUGUAGAAUCAAAAGUCGGAAUAGCUAAACCAUUCAGAUGAGUGCCUUCAGUGUCGACAUAUUUAUAGAGAAUUUGUCAUGUAUAGUCAUGCUUUUGUCCCUCUACUUCAUUUAUUAAUUGGUUUGGAUGCCAAGACUUCAAGAUAUCCUAGCUAGAAUCUAUUGUCACUUUAUUUAUUUUUAUUUAUUUUAAGGAAAACACUGAUGAUGUUUCUCAUGAGGAGUUGUUCCCGCCGUUCAUCAAUCAUCACAUUUGUUAUGCAUCAUCAAUCAUCAUCAACCCGUGAGAGGCAUGUUUUUCUCCUUCAUCAAUCUCUGUACCAUGUAAGAGAUGAACUUAUAGUUCGUUGGGAGUGUUGACGUUUUUUUCGUUCAAUAGACAUAUUUUAUAAAUGUUACAUUAUUGUUAAGGGUUACAGUGAAAACAUCAAAAUCAUGGGUAUACAACUUUGAAACUAAUUUUUUUUGUGUGUGACUUAGUUUUUUUAUUUGAAAGAGUCUUGAAGGACGUGUACAUACUCGAAAAUUUGCACUGUACAUAGGUAGAAGUACGAAUCCUUGGUGAUCAGCCGUAGUCAGUUUUAUACGCGAUAGCCGGGGCUCUUUCAGAUGUUUGACAGCGUUGAUGAAACACACAUAUAUACACACACAGGCAACCAUGUACAGACGAGAGGAACUGCUGAGGGGGACGAGCUUAGGGCCAAGACUCGCUCGACCUAGCUUAAUUACUCAGCGGAUACAUUAAUCUCUCUCUCUAAGAUUUUGAUGCCAUUAGCGGACUCUGAAGCGACUUAGCCACAUAAACUCAGGAUCUAGCAUAUUUAUCAAUAUUUUUUUAUUAUUUUUAUUUUUUCAGUACAUUUCUAAACACCUCUAUUACAAAUGUAAGCGCGAUUCAAUAUUUAAAAUCUGUACUAUGUAGUCUGCCAGAUGUAAUUCAAAGCAGAAAUGUUUUUUUUUUUUAUGUGACGACUGGAGAUUGAUUUUGAAGUUUAAAUUAUUAUUUCUCCAGAUAAUCUAUAGUAUUUAUAUCAUAUAGGAAGAUAUACUUUGGAAGAAAUCUUUGAAGAUGCUGAUUAAAACAAGAUCAAACUCCACAUUUUCUAAAUGAAUUGAAUUUAUUAUCUUUAUUCAGAAAUGUACAAGUCUUUACAUUUAUACAAAUUCAGAAAUUUUAUUCAGAAAUGGUUGCGUAUUUAUAAUUGACUUCGUUUACACAAAAAUUCAGGUACAUAAUUUAUGUAAAAGAAAAAGGUAAUAUUAAUAGCUUAACAAUGAUCAUUAUAAACCAUAUAAUGACUUUUUUCAGCAUUUUUGGCUGCUAACUACUUAAGUGGGAUCUUACAUACAGACGCUUCUCAAUUAUCGGCAACUAUUAGAGUCCCUUACAUUUUGUUCUCUCUUAGAAAUGCCACCAGCCUUAAGAGGAAGGGGGGAAAAAUUAUAGUACUGAGUAGCAAUAAUAUCCAUUAUCAUCGAGGGAAUUUUUGUAAAUACAGAUUAUAGCCAUCGGAAGUCUAGUUAACUAGACAUUUCAGAGGAUGGGACAGUUACAGGGAAACUUUAUCUGAAAUGCUGGUAAGUUACAUCCCGUGUCUUCUGUAGGUUUUUCACACGGGUUCCUCUCUCUCUCUCAUACCAAGAUAUUGUAUCCUCAUUUUUUUGUUGGAACUUCUGGAAACAAAAAAAGUGUCUCGUCUAUGUAUUCUCCUUGCGUUUUCUUAAAGUUAGAAAUAAAAGGGUAUAAUAAA
Procambarus clarkii (red swamp crayfish) is the source of this 6089-nucleotide messenger RNA. It is a transcript of the gene Calx, whose product is annotated as sodium/calcium exchanger 3. The record is from RefSeq and is a predicted model, not a curated record. Gene Ontology annotation, molecular function: calcium:sodium antiporter activity. Gene Ontology annotation, cellular component: postsynapse; sarcolemma; axon. Lineage: Eukaryota; Metazoa; Arthropoda; Malacostraca; Decapoda; Cambaridae. Gene Ontology annotation, biological process: sodium ion transmembrane transport; calcium ion import across plasma membrane; cell communication.